Molecule: messenger RNA, 1662 nt
Organism: Gryllus bimaculatus (two-spotted cricket)
Lineage: Eukaryota; Metazoa; Arthropoda; Insecta; Orthoptera; Gryllidae
Source: the annotation of a GenBank genome assembly
GAAAGUAGAAUUGAAAUGUUGUAAACACGAACACUGCUACGAGUUGUCAGAAGAAAAUAAUAUAGUUUUUAAUACAUCACUAAAUAAAUUGUGAUACUUUUGAAUAUAUUUUGAUUCGUAAAAUAGUGUGUAUUUAAUACAAUGGAUUAUGAAUUCAAGAUAAAGACAGCGAAUGAACGUGCCAAAGUAGAAGACUUAUUCGACUAUGAAGGUUGCAAAGUCGGCAGGGGAACGUACGGUCAUGUAUAUAAAGCUCGCCGAAAAGAUGGGUCGGAUACAAAAGAUUAUGCGUUGAAACAAAUCGAAGGGACAGGUUUGUCCAUGUCAGCCUGCAGAGAAAUAGCUUUACUCAGAGAGUUAAAACAUUCCAAUGUUAUUACUCUAAUAAGAGUUUUUCUAUCCCAUAAUGAUCGUAAAGUCUGGCUUUUGUUUGAUUAUGCAGAACAUGAUCUAUGGCACAUAAUAAAAUUUCAUAGAGCUGCUAAAGCCAACAAAAAGCCUGUAAUGGUGCCUAAAGGUAUGGUAAAAUCAUUGCUGUAUCAAAUUCUUGAUGGUAUCCACUACCUUCACUCAAACUGGGUUCUCCAUAGAGACUUGAAACCAGCCAACAUACUUGUAAUGGGAGAAGGUCCUGAAAGAGGUCGUGUUAAAAUUGCUGAUAUGGGCUUUGCACGCCUUUUUAAUGCUCCAUUAAAACCUUUGGCAGAUCUUGAUCCAGUAGUAGUUACAUUUUGGUAUAGAGCUCCUGAAUUGCUGUUGGGGGCUAGACAUUACACUAAAGCCAUAGAUAUCUGGGCAAUAGGCUGCAUAUUUGCUGAACUUUUAACAUCCGAACCUAUAUUUCAUUGCAGACAAGAAGACAUUAAGACUAGUAAUCCAUAUCAUCAUGAUCAGUUAGAUAGAAUAUUUAAUGUAAUGGGUUUUCCAUUAGAAAAAGAUUGGGAAGAUAUUAAGAAGAUGCCAGAACACCCAACACUCUUGAAGGAUUUCAAGCGUGCCAAUUACUCAAAUUGUUCAUUAAUCAAGUACAUGGAUCGGCAUAAAAUUAAACCUGACAGUUGUGCAAUCCCAUAUCCCAAGAGAGAAUUUUUAACUGAUGAUGAUAAUGAAGACAAAUCGGAGAACAAGCAAAGGCAAAAUCAACCUCCAAACGGUAAUCAGGGAGGUCAAGGUGAUCAAGGAAACCACAACAAUCAUCAUGGUCCUAGUGCCAAGAGAGUUAGAAUUGCUCCCAAUCAUCCUGUCAAUACAUCAACAGGAAUGACAUCUCAGCAGCAGCAGCAGCAACAGCAAACAGAAUUCCAUCAUGUUCAGCAGCAACAACAUGUGACACAACAGGGGAUGAUAUAUACUUCCACUGCCAAUACACAAGCGACUCCUAAUUUUGGACAGAGGUUUUAAAUAAGUUUUGAUGAAAUAUUACACUGCCCAAGUUGCAGGCCCUUCAGUGUGUGCCUGAUUAGAGCUUCCAUAUCACUUUUAGACUAAAGACUUGCUAUCAAUUUCGCGGUGAAUGAUUUUUUGAAACCAGUGUGUUUUGUGUCACCGUGACACUGGUGAGCGAAUGUAAAGUGGUGCUUUGCACCUGUGUGUAUCUUAUAUUUGUGCUUUACUUUGUAUUUAUAAGGAUGAACAAAUGAAAUUAAUUUGAUCUUCAAAAGA